Molecule: messenger RNA, 3960 nt
Organism: Chara braunii
Lineage: Eukaryota; Viridiplantae; Streptophyta; Charophyceae; Charales; Characeae
Source: the annotation of a GenBank genome assembly
GCUAUUCAGCAAGAGUGUGAACUGAGACUAUGUAUGUUAUGGGAGCAGUGAGUUUGAUAUUCGACAACGCUGCAAAACAUGGAACGAGGGGGGAAGGCAAGUAAACGACAAGCAAGUAGGACUUCAGGGAGCAUGGAACAAUCUCCGACAAAAUCGAAGGGGACGCCGACCGCUGCGGGGGGGAGUCAGGAGGCACCGGGGUCUAAGAGGCAAUGCACCCCAGUUCCACGUCACGAGUCCACGAGCACUCCGGUUCCGAGGGGUGCACCUUCCACAGGCACUCCGUUGACUAGUGUUCGGGGCUCUGGACCGAAUAACAUUAUGUUGAUGACUGGCGGGCCUGUGGGUCAGGAACGUGUGCCUGGUCCGCCACAGGGAAGAUCUGCAGUGGACGUUGUGCCCGGACGUAAGCCGUCUGGUGAAGGUAAACCGUAUGGUGAAACGACUACCGCGGGUCGGCGAGACGAUGUGCCCGUAACAUCUGCAGUGGACGUUGUGCCCGGAAGUAAACCGUCUGGUGAAUGUAAACCGUCUGCUGAAACGACUGCCGCGGGUCGGCGAGACGAUGUGCCCGUGGUUGAUCACAAGGAUAAGUUCUGGAUGUUGGACUGGGUGGGGGAGAUCAGAGAACCAUCGAGUGGCCUUGUUCUAUACGUGGUCAUGAAAGAAAAUAUUGUGCCGGUUGGCGGCCUGGUGAGGUGGACUAGACAAGGUGCACCGUCUGCAAUGUUCGAGUUGACGAUGGUCCUGCAUGGACGAGGGGAAAAAAUGCCAAAUGUUAAACAUGUCGCUCUUCGAUGGGCCAAACACGUGGGAUUUGGAAAGUCGAUGGUUGAUGUAUUCAACCCGCCAGGGAGAGCGGAAGUGAAGUUGCCUGACCUCGUCGACGUCCUCGGGUUCUUCGACAGUAAUGUGAUCGCGGGCGGAGAGCCGGUUGUGCAUCCAGAAGACCGCAUAUCGGAGCCUAAAUGCGUGCUUUCGAAAACCGUGGAGACUGGGCCUUCGAUCACGAUCCGCGACACACCGCCGGCUCCGAAAGAUGAGCAGAUUGGAGAGAAGGGUCCGUGUCGCGGACUGGUCGUGCCGUCAGCCCCUAUGAAGUCCAGGCCAACGGCGACCAAAGCACCAGUUGCCUUGGGCAGCCAUCCGCGCUAUGUAGCGGCCACCAAGGGACCUCUCCCCUUGGUGGGCCAGCAGCGCUACGACUACACUGUGCCAAGCCGCGCAGAGAAAGCCCAUGAAUAUUUUGGAGAUGAUGAUGAAGAGAACAGCGAGGAAUAUUCGGAACGAGCAGGAGGACAUGAACAGUAUGCGGUGGGUGUUGGUGACAUGACAAGGCGCUAUGGGGAAACAAGUAAAGUGGUUGGACAGGAUGAAGACAGUGAGCACGCUAUGAGCGAAUCGGGUGGAGAGGUUGGUCUGGCAGGGGGAUAUGGGAGCAGCGACGAAGGAUGUGAGGGGGAUGUGCAUCCAACACGAGGGGGGGUGCACCACGAGACAGUGGUUGUGGCUACGCAUACAAAUGCUGCAGGGAUCGUUGAGCGAAAGAGGAAGCACAGGCAGGAGAGGAGAAGUGCUUUGGAUAGUAAACGGAGUAAGCAAGAAGCGGGUCAAAAAAGACAAUUGAAACUAUUGUCCGUGGAUGAGGCGGUCCAGCGCACACGGGAGACUGAGGCGGCCACGAAGAAAAAACAGCAGCCAAAGAAAAGAACGGCAAAGGGUGGUGUCAUGGAAAAGACUUCCGUUUUUCCAGCGGAACAACCACAAUCGGAUGAAGAGGCCAAAGGUAAGACAGUUACUAGGCCGCCAAGUUUGCGAAAUGUGGCAUCGGUGACUUCUUCUGGUAUUCUCAGCAAAGGCUUCUUCCUUGAGUUGGACGAGCAUGGGAACCAGUGUCCAGACAUGGAAUUCAUUUAUGUCAAGUUCGACAGAAUUCUGGAUAUCCCCGACGGGGAAUUCAGAUACAAUCAACGCUAUUUUGUGCAGCAGACGAUUGAUGGCAUUUAUGACGCAAUGGUUGCAUUAGGUGAGGCUGCUAUCAGAGAGAGAAUGACUAAAGCUGUCCUUUUGUUGGUUCCCCUCCGUGAUACAUUGCAUACAAACGCUUCAGGAAGGAUUGUGAGAGCAAGGAGGGUGCUGCGCGAUGAAUUCGAACUCGGCUCUGUGAACAAGUACUACUACUACCCUCUCAGCGGUCAACAUAACGUGACGGCGGCAAGAAGGUGUUUUGUUGAACGCCCUGACAUCGCACAAGAGCUCCGAUUGGAUCGCUGGACUGCGAGGCCUGUUUAUUAUCCGGAUAAGAGCAUGGACAAUUACGGCACGCUGAGCACUUUCCAGAACGCAAAGGACAAAUGGAAUACCCCACCGCACCAGAUCGUGGUCAUCCAGAACAUACUGAAGUUGCGGCACACAUCGAACUGUCAUGAAGCUAAAGGCGGCUCAGCGGCAGAAGUGAAAAAUGCAGAUUAUAGAAAUUUUGCAGGAAAGACUCUUCGUUUGACCGGAUUCUUUACAUUUUUCAAGCGAGUUACAAGUUGGGACAUUCACAUUCACUUGUCUAUUCUAAAGUGGACUCGUCGGCAACAAACGAAGGCGAAGCAUUCAUAUAAGGUUGCGAACUUGACUUUGGAGGACAUAGACAAAAUGGUUGUCAUCAUGUACUCCAACGAUGGGGAUUAUCACCGCAACACUAUUCCCUUGCUUGAAGACAUUCCAGCAAGCACUCCAGCUGCAGAUCGAUCAUCAGGCGAGCAGGCGGGUGACUUAUCAGCACUUGUGCGCAGAGAGAGAAGGCCAAAGAUGUUGCCUGAUGUCGUGGAGAAGAACUUCACGCCCACGAAGUUGAAAAUGGCAGGUAUGGAGCCAAAGGAGAAAUUUGUGUACAAAGGUAUGGAAAGGGAGCCAAAUGCGAUGGUGGAGACAUUGGAGCAUUUUUGUCCUGCGGAUGAGGUGGUUGUUUUCCUGGGAAAAGGUCAUGCGGCGUUGAUUUGGGAGUUGUUAAAGAGUCAUCGUCAUUGCAUUGUUUUGGAAAGGAAGGGUAUGAAGUUCGAGUUUCUCGUUCAAUUCGUCAACAGGAUGGUCAAGAGUGGAGGUUACUUCACCAAAUUGGUUAAGCUGCCUCCUCGACAUGAUGAAAAGCGUAAUCUCGUCUACAAAGUCGGCCAAAACAUCGUCAACAUUUGGGAGUUCCUUUUCGAGAUUAAGCCACAAAACAGAGGGGAACGUGCAUAUGUCGCCAGAAGGCGAAAAAUGAAAUCACUUCUGAGGGGGUAUCAUAAGGCACCGGCGGAGACGGAAGUUGCAUUUCUAGACCGUUUGGAGAUGAUGUACUUCGACGAACACAUCGGGGCGUUUACAAUCGUUGCUUAUGCAACUUGUUUUGGGGAAGGCUUUGAUGCUGAGGACUCAGAAGAAGAAAGUGAAGAUGGUACUUUGCAAGCGGCUUUGGCAGAUGAGAGGCAAAAAACUUGUAGCUCGGCUUCGCAGGAGAUGGGUGCGCCGGGCACAUCGUCCGGUUCUGGGGGGGCUUCAAGUAUGGCAGUUUCAACGGACCAGUUACCGAAUCGUCCCUCAACUUCUUCGCUUAUGCAAGUAACACCUUCUUACAUGGCGGGCAACACAACAGCGCUACCUUCCGGCGCAGUUCGGUAUGAUCCGAGGGUGCAGGCAAUGCUCUCCCAAGAGGUUAUGGCAAGUCUGUCAGCACUUGCACAUAGCCCGACUACUGUUUUGGAAUUGCUAUGCUCUCAAACUCCUCAACAACCUCCGUCUGAGCCUUUGGAGUACGAGAUUGAGGACAUGAUCCCUCCGGACAUUGCACGGCUUCCUGGACCUAUUGUGUGCCAAGACAAUUAUACGGUGAUGCUUGACAACGUAUGGGGUCAUCACAUUAUAUGACACCCCCACCACUUCCAACCUGCAUUGGCGAGAGGGAACUGGGUAAUGGCUAUUAAAGAA